AUGCCUUCUCCAUCAAAUAUCCUAACCACCCUCGUCGCGCUGGCCGCGACAGCCUCCGCCGUGACGCCGGUCGUGGUGGACGGAAAAGACUUUGUGAACAGCGAGACAAAAGAGCGAUUUCCCAUCAUUGGUGUUGACUACCAACCUGGAGGCGCAGGCGGCUUCAGCACGAAAAAAGACCCCUUAAGCAGCCCCAAAGACUGUCUCCGGGAUGCAGCAUUAAUGCAGCGAUUGGGCGUUAACACAAUCCGUGUUUACAACCUCUCUCCGACUCUGAACCAUGAUGAAUGCGCGUCUAUCUUCAACGCUGCUGGUAUCUACAUGAUCCUUGACGUGAACUCGCCGUUGCAGGGCGAUAACCUCGAUCGCACGCAGCCAUGGAAUAGCUAUAACCCAGGAUACUUUGAGCAGGUCUUUGGUAUCAUUGAGGGGUUUAAGGACUACCCGAAUACGUUGGCGUUUUUCUCGGGGAAUGAGGUUAUCAAUGAGCAGUCUGCGCAUGCUGUGCCUGCUUACAUUCGCGCCGUGCAACGCGAUAUGAAAGCCUACAUCUCGAAACACGCCACCCGCUCCAUCCCCGUGGGAUACUCCGCCGCCGACGUUCGCAACAUCCUCCUCGACCAAGCAAACUAUUUCCAAUGCGACAUCAAAUCCACCGACUCGCGCGCCGACUUCUUCGGCCUAAACUCGUACUCCUGGUGCGGCGACUCGGACUACCACGCCUCCGGCUAUGAUGUACUCACGGAGGAUUUUGUGAAUUCCUCGUUCCCGGUCAUUUUCUCCGAGUAUGGGUGUAAUGCCGUGCAGCCGCGGAAGUUCUCUGAGGUGCAGGCGUUGUAUGGCGAGAAAAUGAGCACGGCGUUUGCGGGCGGUUUGGUGUAUGAGUAUGCGCAGGAGGAGAAUGACUAUGGGCUUGUUGUUGUUGAUAGCAACGGAGACGCGAAGCUGCGGGAGGACUUUGAUGCGUUGCGGGAGCAAUAUAGCAAACUUGAUAUGCAGCGGCUCAAGGAAGCGAGUAAGGCGCAUACGGACGCUGAGCCGGUGGAGUGCAGUUCGAGCCUCAUUACGAGUGGUGAAUUUCUGGACUCUUUUGAGUUGCCCGAGAGGCUGGAGGGUGUGCAGAAGUUGAUUGAUAAUGGGUGUGGUGGCAAGGGUGGGAAGAUUGUUGGCUUUGGAGGGAGGGAUGUUACGCAGAAGAUCCAUGGGGCUAAUGGGGAGGAGGUUUCGGGUGUGAGCUUGAAUGUCAAGGAGGAUGAAUCUGGGAAGAAGCCCGCCACAGAUGACAAGGACAGUGAUGACAAGGACAACGACAAUGAGGACAAGGAUAACAACGAAGAUAAGGAUGAGAAGAACGAUGAGGCCAAGCACGAGGACAAGGAUGAGGACAAGGACGACAAGCACAGCAGCAAUGAUACCAACACGAACGACGAUAAUGACUCUGCAGCCGAGACCACCACCCAGACCCCCCAGACCACCCAGGCCCCUGAAGCCACCACCUCUUCUUCCGCUACACAAUCCACAAUUACACCAACCCCCUCCACCCACAACGCUAACACCAUCUCAACCCCUAACUCGAGCUCGAGCUCGAGCACAAUCAUCCACGCUACCGCCAACGACGCAAGUCCCAGCGCAAGCCCGACCCCGACAUACUACACAGGCGCCGGUAGCAAACCGUCGUCUUCUAUGCUGUUCAGCCUUUUGAGUGGUGUUGCGGGGUUGGCUGCUUUGCUGUGA
Messenger RNA from Aspergillus ruber CBS 135680, 1734 nucleotides. RefSeq names its product 1,3-beta-glucanosyltransferase gel2 (gene gel2). Gene Ontology annotation, molecular function: 1,3-beta-glucanosyltransferase activity. Gene Ontology annotation, biological process: fungal-type cell wall (1->3)-beta-D-glucan biosynthetic process. Gene Ontology annotation, cellular component: cytoplasm; fungal-type cell wall. NCBI's taxonomy places the organism in Eukaryota, Fungi, Ascomycota, Eurotiomycetes, Eurotiales, Aspergillaceae. Bases 1 to 1734 code for a protein of 577 amino acids. The transcript has 4 exons. The record is from RefSeq and is a predicted model, not a curated record.